This is a messenger RNA of Jaculus jaculus (lesser Egyptian jerboa), 2101 nucleotides long. It is a transcript of the gene Ppm1h, whose product is annotated as protein phosphatase, Mg2+/Mn2+ dependent 1H. The record is from RefSeq and is a predicted model, not a curated record. Bases 34 to 1575 code for a protein of 513 amino acids. Lineage: Eukaryota; Metazoa; Chordata; Mammalia; Rodentia; Dipodidae. The transcript is spliced from 10 exons. Gene Ontology annotation, biological process: protein dephosphorylation. Gene Ontology annotation, molecular function: protein serine/threonine phosphatase activity.
GCCCGCCCCGCCGCGGCCGGGCGCCCGAGUAAUAUGCUCACUCGAGUGAAAUCUGCCGUGGCCAAUUUCAUGGGCGGCAUCAUGGCUGGCGGCGGAGGCUCCGAGCACGGCGGCGGCGGCGGCGGAGGCUCCGACCUGCCCCUGCGCUUCCCCUACGGCCGGCCCGACUUCCUCGGGCUGUCUCAGGACGAGGUGGAGUGCAGCGCCGACCACAUCGCCCGCCCCAUCCUCAUCCUCAAGGAGAGCCGGCGGCUGCCCUGGGCCACGGGCUACGCGGAGGUUAUCAAUGCUGGGAAGAGCACACACAAUGAGGACCAGGCCAGCUGUGAAGUGCUUACUGUGAAGAAGAAAGCCGGGGCCAUCACCUCCACCCCAAACAGGAACUCUAAGCGACGGUCAUCCCUUCCCAACGGAGAAGGGCUGCAGCUAAAGGAGAACUCUGAGGCCGAGGGCGUUUCCUGCCACUACUGGGCGCUGUUUGACGGCCACGCGGGCUCGGGGGCGGCCGUGGUGGCGUCGCACCUGCUGCAGCAUCACAUCACGCAGCAGCUGCAGGACCUCGUGGACAUCCUGAAGAACUCGGCCGUGCUGCCGCCCACCUGCCUGGGCGAGGAGGCCGAGGGCACGCCGGCCCACGGGCGCGCGCUGACCCGGGCCGCGUCGCUGCGCGGAGGCGUGGGCGCCCCCGGCUCCCCCAGCACGCCGCCCACGCGCUUCUUCACCGAGAAGAAGAUCCCCCACGAGGGCCUGGUCGUCGGCGCCCUGGAGAGCGCCUUCAAGGAGAUGGACCUCCAGAUAGAACGUGAGAGGAGCUCAUAUAAUAUAUCUGGUGGCUGCACAGCCCUCGUUGUGGUUUGCCUUUUGGGGAAGCUGUAUGUGGCCAAUGCCGGGGACAGCAGGGCCAUUAUCAUCAGAAAUGGAGAAAUCAUCCCCAUGUCUUCAGAAUUCACCCCUGAGACCGAGCGCCAGCGACUUCAGUACCUGGCAUUCAUGCAGCCUCAUUUGCUGGGAAAUGAGUUCACACAUUUGGAGUUCCCAAGGAGAGUCCAAAGAAAGGAGCUCGGGAAGAAGAUGUUGUACCGGGACUUUAACAUGACAGGCUGGGCGUACAAAACCAUUGAGGAUGAUGACUUGAAGUUUCCCCUUAUAUAUGGAGAAGGCAAGAAGGCCCGGGUAAUGGCAACUAUUGGAGUGACCAGGGGACUUGGAGACCAUGACCUGAAGGUUCAUGACUCCAACAUCUACAUAAAACCAUUCCUGUCUUCAGCUCCAGAGGUUAGAGUCUACGAUCUCUCCAAAUAUGAGCAUGGCGCAGAUGAUGUGCUGGUCUUGGCCACUGAUGGACUCUGGGACGUUUUAGCAAAUGAAGAAGUAGCGGAGGCAAUCACUCAGUUCCUUCCUAACUGUGACCCAGAUGACCCUCACAGGUACACGCUGGCAGCACAGGACUUGGUGAUGCGUGCGCGGGGCGUCCUGAAGGACAGAGGCUGGCGGAUAUCGAAUGACCGGCUGGGUUCUGGAGAUGACAUUUCUGUAUAUGUCAUUCCUUUAAUACAUGGAAACAAACUGUCAUGAAAGUGACGCCAGGGGAUUGGGAAGACCAUGGGGAAGAAAACUGGGAUGCCUCUAGGCAGGACAGAACUGGAAAAUGUCCGAGCUGGUUUCCAUGGGAUGCAUUUUCUUCCCAGCACAAGUGAGGAGCUUGCUGCCAAAAAGAGCCUUUGGCUUUGCUUCAAGGUGACCCUUAGGUUCCCAUGUCUUCUUAGUAGCAGGUCUGGACACUGAACAAGAGCUAAACACAAAGCCUGUUAUAUUCCUGUUGGUUUCUUUAUAGGCCUCCUAGGUGGCAUUGCCUCUUUGGGCCCAAACAUCAUAUUUAUUUUCUCUAGAGUAGCUGGGACAGCCAUUUUUGGGUGUAACUGGCUGAAGGCUCCUCAGCUAGGCAAGCUGACAGCUUCUCUCCAGGUUAAGUGCUGCACUGGAAAGUUGAGGACCAUGCCUCAGAGAGUGUAAGCGCCAAAUUCAUUUCAGGGAUCCUGCCUCUCCCUCCCUCCCUCCCUCCCUCCCUCCCUCCCUCCCUCCCUCCCUCUCUCCCUCUCUC